AGAGAGAGAGAGAGAGAGAGAGAGAGAGAGGGGGAGAAAGUGGGAGAAAGGGUGAGAGAGAGUUGGGGUAGAACAGCAUGGAGAAAGAAUUCAUCACCACGGUUACCCUUCUGUUAGCUAUGAGUCCAGCUGAGUCAGAGGGUUUGGCAGUGACUGGACUUGAAGGAGGACAGGUGGAAAUCAAAUGCUCACAUAGAUUUGCACAGAGCAACAAAAAAUACUUCUGCAAGGACACCUGCACUGGUUCAGAUAUUCUGGUUCAAACUGACAGCAAGAACUAUAUUCAGAGAGGGAGAUACAGUAUAGAUGACAUAGGAGAUGGAGACUUCACUGUUACCAUCAAGAACCUGAAGAUGUCAGACUCUGGGACCUACUGGUGUGGAGUGAACAGAUUCUUCAUAGACACGACCAAGGAAGUGCUUCUCACAGUACUGGGCGGAUGUCAAAUCAAAUACUAA
Molecule: messenger RNA, 458 nt
Organism: Coregonus clupeaformis (lake whitefish)
Lineage: Eukaryota; Metazoa; Chordata; Actinopteri; Salmoniformes; Salmonidae
Product: CMRF35-like molecule 5
Exons: 3
Coding region: 78-458 (126 amino acids)
Source: RefSeq, a predicted model, not a curated record